Miscanthus lutarioriparius is the source of this 1110-nucleotide messenger RNA. NCBI's taxonomy places the organism in Eukaryota, Viridiplantae, Streptophyta, Magnoliopsida, Poales, Poaceae. The record is from the annotation of a GenBank genome assembly.
AUGUCCGCCGAGCCCAAGGAGAUGCCGCUGAAGCGAGCCGAGGAACCCUCGUCGCCGUCGUCGGAGGAUGUUGGGGCCCAGGGCUCCGGCGAGGAGCGCACCGAGGAAGAUGAGGCGGAGGGUUCUGGUGGUGCAUCACCGGCGAGGGGUCUGCUGCCCGACGACAGCGCCGACGCCGGCCACAACAAGAGAGGCGCGACUCCGAAGCGGGGCGAGAAGCGCUCCCCGCCGCCACGGCAGGGAGAUGAGCGCCCGGAGAAGCGCGCCGUGGGACCUGCUGGCGAGACCGUCGCCGCGUCUGCCCCACGGCGCAAGAAGAAAAGCAAGAGGUCCGCCGAGAAGGACAGGCGCAAGAAGAAGAAAAAGAAGCAGCUUAGAAAGGCCUUGACCAAACCGAAGUUGCCGCCCCAAUUGCUGGAACUAGAGCUCAACGACGACAGAGAGGACACACCCUCCUUGCCUGACAUCGCCCAAGAAGACGAGCACAAUGGCAGAGAGACGGCAGAGCAAGAGCAAGAGCAGAGCAGCACCUCACCCCCAGAGGUCGAGCACAGAGCCCGUGAAGAGGAGCAGCAGGAGAAGAAGAUCAUAGAGCAAGAGCAUGCCAGUGACACUUCACCCCCACAUGACAAGGACAUGCACAUCGUCCAUGGAGAGCAGCAGCAAGAGAAGGAGGUUGCAAAUCAAGAGCAUGCAGAUGACACCUCACCCCCAAAAGACAAUCACAGAGAAGCUCGGGACAAGAUCCGCAAGCUUAGGACACGGUACCGCAAGAUCCUUGUACAAGGCUGCCGGAUGUUUAAGCUGUCUGAAAUUCUCUGGGGCCAAGUUGAUGAAGAUGAGCGGGUUGAGCCAACAUCUAGGGACUUCAGUGUACUAUCAAAAUUGUAUCCUCAUCUGGCCAAAGAAGUCAAAGCGUACGCCGAAACGCACAGCUCGGGGGACUUAAUCAUGGCAAUGUUCAUGACCAUAGGUGAUGAGAAGGCCCGCGAUCUUGAUGCUAAGUGCAAGAAGCAACAGAUUGAAGCAUUCAAGUUGGAGUUGGGCCAGGCAAGCCUAAUCAAUGAAUUGCUCUCUGCACUUUCAAGUCUGACCUGUGUGAAGUUCUAG